This is a messenger RNA of Leishmania braziliensis MHOM/BR/75/M2904, 402 nucleotides long. RefSeq lists its product as hypothetical. The transcript has a single exon. The record is from RefSeq and is a predicted model, not a curated record. Lineage: Eukaryota; Euglenozoa; Kinetoplastea; Trypanosomatida; Trypanosomatidae. The coding region runs from base 1 to 402 and encodes 133 amino acids.
AUGUCGUCCUCUCCCAGUGUCACACCGUCCGUGACGCAGCCGAUGGUUUCCCAGGCCUCCCUCGACGGUGUUUUUUUUGAAGCUCUUCUGAGCCAAGAGCUCAACCUAGCUCUCUGGCGGAGCUGCGGCGCACCACAGGAGGCUCUACAGUGUGCGCUGGAGGAGAUGCAGCGGCUAGAUCGUGCUGCUUGCGCAGAGGAUGCGCUUCUACGCUACCUCAAUGCCAGCCGCUGCACCGAACAGCGUGCGUACAAACGGCGGCGCGAUGAGCUGCAGUCGCAGUUGCAUAAGACGCGCGAGAAGGUCUCAGCUCUGGAGAAGUUGGUGGGCGUUGGAACUGCUGGGUUGUCUGCGCGUGAAGUUGGUAUAGGCAAGUGCUUGCGCGCGUGCUUGCUCGAGUAG